Messenger RNA from Monodelphis domestica (gray short-tailed opossum), 939 nucleotides. Its product is annotated as olfactory receptor 5B2-like. NCBI's taxonomy places the organism in Eukaryota, Metazoa, Chordata, Mammalia, Didelphimorphia, Didelphidae. The record is from RefSeq and is a predicted model, not a curated record. Gene Ontology annotation, cellular component: membrane. Gene Ontology annotation, biological process: G protein-coupled receptor signaling pathway. Gene Ontology annotation, molecular function: G protein-coupled receptor activity; olfactory receptor activity.
AUGGCAUCUAUGGAAAAUAGGACACAGGUGAAUGAGUUUAUUCUUUUGGGAUUGACAGAUGCCCCAGAGCUUCAGGUGCCCUUCUUUUUGCUUUUUACCCUCAUCUACCUCAUUACAUUAGUGGGGAACCUGGGCAUGGUGGCCAUGAUCUCCUGGGACUCCCACCUCCACACUCCUAUGUAUUUUUUCCUCAGUAACCUCUCUCUGGUGGAUUUUGGUUACUCUUCAGCCAUUACACCCAAGAUGAUGGCUGGGUUUCUCAUGGGGAAUAAGGUCAUCUCCUACAAUGGAUGUGCUGCCCAGAUGCUCUUCUUUCUGGCCUUUGCCUCCACUGAAAAUUUUCUCUUAGCCACAAUGGCUUAUGAUCGCCAUGCAGCUGUGUGUAGGCCUCUCCAUUAUACCACCACCAUGACAACAAGUGUAUGUGCUGGUCUGGCCAUUGCUUCCUAUAUCUGUGGCUUUCUGAAUUCUGCCAUUCACACAGGAGACACAUUUAGCCUGUUUUUCUGCAAUUCUAAUGUGAUCCAUCACUUCUUCUGUGACAUCCCUCCACUCCUCGAUCUCUCUUGCUCUGACAGCCACACCGCAGAAUGGGUGCUCUUUAUUGUAGGGGGAUUCACUGCCUUUUUUGCCAUCCUGGUCAUCUUGGCCUCCUACUUGUUCAUUUUCAUCACCAUCUUGAAGAUUCGCUCUUCUGAAGGCCGACAGAAAGCCUUCUCUACCUGUGCUACCCACCUCACAGCUGUGUCCAUAUUCUAUGGGUCAACAAUCUUCAUGUACUUACAACCCAGCACUAAUCAUUCCAUGGAUACAGACAAAACAGCAUCAGUGUUCUAUACCAUGAUCAUUCCCAUGUUGAAUCCUCUGAUCUAUAGCUUGAGGAACAAAGAAGUCAAGAGGGCUCUCCAGAAAGCUGCCAGGAGGCAAAGAUGUUCAUAG